Messenger RNA from Trypanosoma brucei brucei TREU927, 1497 nucleotides. RefSeq lists its product as hypothetical. The record is from RefSeq and is a predicted model, not a curated record. Gene Ontology annotation, biological process: UDP-galactose transmembrane transport. Bases 1 to 1497 code for a protein of 498 amino acids. Gene Ontology annotation, molecular function: UDP-galactose transmembrane transporter activity; UDP-glucose transmembrane transporter activity. Gene Ontology annotation, cellular component: endoplasmic reticulum membrane; Golgi membrane. The transcript has a single exon. NCBI's taxonomy places the organism in Eukaryota, Euglenozoa, Kinetoplastea, Trypanosomatida, Trypanosomatidae.
AUGCUAAGGACAAAUGGUAAGAUUCUCAAUGGCAAAACUCCCAGUAACGUGGUAGCAAAGUCCUCGGGGGUAAAGAAAAAGAUUGUUAAGAUAAAGUCGUCCUCUGCUCCGAAGCCUGUGGAAUCUGCACUGACGGGGAACUACGGACGUGUCUUGUUUCAAAUGGCGAUAUGUAUCGCAGGCAUUUAUGUAUGUUUUGGUUUUUGGUCCAUCAAGCAGGAGCGCAUUAUGACAAAACCGUACGACGCCGUUGUGGUUGUGGGAGGUAAUACCACUGUGGUGUCGACGAAGUUGUCGACUGUGUUUGUCCUUGGGUUGGUGCAGGUGGUAAUGGCAGUGGUGGUAAGUUGUGUACUUCUGCUGGCUGAGAGACUAUAUGCUGGGAAAAGUCAGAAGGCGGAAAAGGAAGAGACACAGAAGCCUAAACUGGAGAAGAAAAAAAAAGGAACCGUGAAACCAAAGAAUGGAGAAAUGGUGAACAGAAGGGAAGACAAGAAGGUGGUUGUCGGACGUACGGCGAGCAAUAAACCAAAGAGGAAAACGGAGGAGGACAACACCGCUCUCUCGACAGGGGCAGAUAAGGAGUUGGAAGCCAAUAAAGCGUUUCGCAACGCGGUACUUAUUGGGUUCACCAACGGCUUUGCGUCCAUGUUGGGCUUCGCGGCGAUGCGACGGUUGCCCUACCCUGUGGUCCUCGCAACCAAAAUGUCGAAAAUGGUUCCAGUGAUACUCGUUGGUUUCUUUUGGCACGGCACACGAUACUCGCUGAGCAAGUGCCUUGCCUGUGCCCUCAUAACAGGCGGCAGUUUUUGUUUUUACAUGCUAGGAGAAGCUGGUGACGAGAGUCAAGCGCUAAAGAGUAAGACACGCAACAGAAGCGAAGUUGUGAGCUUGUUUGGCUUCGUGUUACUGUUUGUCAACCUGUUGGCUGAUGGUUUCACAAACUCUACACAGGAUAAACUGGUAAAGGUGCACGGCUGGACAAGUAAUAAACUCAUGUUUGUUACGAAUCUUUCCACAGCUCUGUGGAUUGGCGCCGUCCUGCUGCUCAUGGAGUGCCUUCAGCCAUUUGCCACCGCGUACCUCAGCAUUAGUGAGCCCGUCACAUUCUCCCCUUCUUUUGCGGCGUUUCACCCGUUGCUUCAUCGGCUCGACGAAUCGUUCAGAUGGUUUCUGAGAGAUGUAGCACCCUUCAAUGACUUUUCGAAAACCAUGGACUUCUUCAAUCGGCACCCCGAGGCCUUGUACGAUGUCACUGUAAUGAGCGUACUGAACGCAGUGGGACAGAUGUUUAUCUUCCGCACUAUUUCAUUGUUUGGGAGCCUCACCCUGACGGCGCUGACGCUGCUUCGUAAAUCCUCAAGCGUUGUGCUGUCUAUUAUUGUCCACGGUCACAGUGUGACGCUGGAGCAGUGGUUUUCACUGGCUGUUGUGUUUGCUGGGGCCGUAUGGGAAGGGCUUAUUCACGCCCGCAAGGAGCCUGUAAGUAGUAAGUGA